GUGUUCACGAGUUCACGACUGCGAAUUGUGCAAUGCCCUUGUGCCGCCCCGAAGAGUGGAGGCGGGUGAUUUGGGACGCGCCGCUGCCUUCGGUGUUGUUUAUGUGACGGAAUGUAGGAGCCCCUGUCACAGAAAUGUGGCGCUCGGUGACGGAGGCGUGCCGCGGCCUCGCGCUUUACGCGUGCCUCGUCGUGUCGCUGUGGUCGGCGCGCGCGCUGUGCGCGGACUACGGCGCGGAGAAGGAGGAGUGGUACACGGCGUUCGUCAGCGUCACGUACGCGGACCCGUUGACGGGCGAGCCGCGCUCCGAGCGGAGCGAGUGCGGCCACUACGGCGAGCACUCCCCGAAGCGCGACGCCCACGGCCUGCUCGCCACAGCGGCGACGACGCGCGAGCGGCACGCCUGCGACCCCAACACGCGCUUCGUCGUCCCCGAGCGAGCCACCGCGUGGAUUGCCCUGGUCACGCGCGGAAACUGCUCGUACCGCGACAAGAUCCGUCACGCGUCCGGACAGAACGCCUCCGCCGUCGUCAUCUUCAACGUAGGGUCCUCCAACGCCAACGAGACCAUCACCAUGACACAUCCGGAUACAGGUGAUGUGGUAGCGAUUAUGAUCCCUGAGCACCGAGGGCGUGAGCUGGUGCUGUUGUUGGAAAGGAACGUGACGGUGACGAUGCACAUCACCAUCGGGACACGGAACCUGCAGAAGCACGUGAGCCGCACCUCCGUUGUCUUCGCCUCCAUCUCUUUCAUCGUCCUCAUGAUCAUCUCACUGGCCUGGCUCGUCUUCUACUACAUCCAGAGGUUCAGAUACGCCACCGCCCGAGACCGCAACCAGAGGCGACUCGGUGAUGCGGCUAAAAAGGCCAUCAAUCAGCUCCAAGUACGGACCAUCAGGAAGGGAGACCAGGAGACGGAGUCGGACUUUGAUAACUGCGCUGUGUGUAUUGAAGGUUACAAGCCUAACGAUGUUGUACGAAUUCUUCCCUGCAGGCACGUCUUUCAUAAAGGGUGUGUGGAUCCAUGGUUGGUGGACCAUCGCACGUGUCCUAUGUGUAAAAUGAACAUCCUGAAAGCGCUCGGACUCACGUCAAGUGCAGAAUGUUUGGAGGACCUCCCUCUGGACUACGACUUGGCCGUCGGGGGCGUGGCCUUGAACGCCAUGGUGAUGAACGAUGACCUCCUCGGGGGUGACAUCUCAGGUGGGCGUGACCUCGGGGUCAGGUUGGUGGGGCUCCCUCAGGUCCUCCUGGACUCCGAGCCCAUCACAGAGGACACGAUGCUGACGGAGCAGAGUGAACUCCAGCCGAUCGCCAGCAGCGGAUCGGAAUCUUCGCUCGCCACAGGGGCGGGACAAUACGAUACGGACACGCCCACAGAUAGCGCGAAAUGCCAAUCGGGCAGCAGCCUGUGCCAUUUCAGCAACGGGUGCACGGACUGAGUCGUCUCCAUGGCGACGAGUGGCGCUGACUGGGCUUCCAGGGGAAUCUCCGAGCCGAUGACAUCAUUCUGUGACAUCACUGCCUGCUGCGUUCCUACCCUUUACUUUCUCUGUGUGUCUGCUGUUGGAGGAGACGAACCACUUCCUGUCUCUGUGUGUGCGGAACGUUACUCUGGAGUGGCGUGUAUUUUCCGGAUUAUAAAACACGCUUCGGAGCGAGAAAAAAAAAGAUUUAAUAUAAUUAUAAAAAGCUUUAUCUAACUUCAGCUACUGAUAUUUAUUGUUUUAGCGGAAAAUGUAAAAGUCACCACGGUAUUGUUGUUCUUACGCAGUACGCCAUCUUGAGUCCAGCCAGGCUUUUGCGGCCAAUACGAAACUUCGAAGCUCCAUGAGCAAACCCUUGCUGAUCACCAGCUAUCUCAAAGCUACGUAUUUAUCAAUUAUCUAAUGCACACUAAUACUUUCCCCCCAAACAAACUCAAGCUAGCUUUUAUAUUUCUGUACUCCUUCUCUCAGGUGCACGUGUCAGGACCCUCCUCUGAGAAGCUCAGCUGUCAGCUUAACACACUGAAUAUAUGGUGAGAGCCCAGCGCAGUUAGCUUAGCUGUCAAAACCAACAGCGGUAACGUAACCAAACAGAGGGCAGUCUUUUACUGGAUGGUGAAAGGUGAAAGGUCAAAGGUCUUCCCUUUUUUCUUCAUCUCUUCCACAUAUUUCUGCUUAUAAACCAAUAUUUAGCAUAAUUCUAGCCUUACACACAUUGGCAACAUAGAGACUGUUACUAUUUGCUGAUGCUACGCUAGCUGUGCUGUGCUGUAGGUCACGUGACAUGUGCGGAAACAUUACUGAGGAAUUUUAUUUCAAAUUAGUUGUAGUUGUUAAAACGGUUUAUAAUUCAGGUUUCGCUUAUUUUUAUAGUCCGGAAAAUACGCUGCACCGCAGACAGUCGGCUUUCGCUGCCUUCGAGUCCUCUUCGGAAGUGCACGUUCCUCACGUUUGAAGUCGUGAUGACGUCAAAUUCGUACAGGAAAAACGUGAUUAUAAGUCAGAGGGAAAUGGGCGUGUCUUUAUCAUGUACACGCCUUCAUUCUAAUACCAGCCGAUCGCUCGAUCUUGCUGUAGGAGGCGUGGCCUCGCAUUCGUUUAUUAGCAGGCCACGUGACUCGUUACGUCUGUACGCUGUAUCUGUGUUAGGAUCUCGUCACUUUGCUUUAUUGUUCUGAACCAGACGUGAUCCAGUUAUAAUUGUUACCCCAUGAAAAAUAAUCCCGUCCCAAUAAGGCUACAGCUAUCAAUACGUCCAGGACACGCCCACAAUUCAUCAAACCCUUUUUUUUUUUUUUUUUCUCCCUUCAUGGAUAAAAAAAUUCGACACCAAACUCGUAAUUCCGACAUUCCCGUCAGAACCUGAAGGCCGCACUCGUUCUGCUCGACAAUCAGCUCGUCUGUCGACGGUUACGUGAAAUUCUCUUCCAUUCCACCUUCUCCCCCGAAACCCAGCGGAUCGACGCGGAGGGGAGAGAAAACUCCCCCGGACAUUUUAAAGAAAAGAAAAAAAAUAGCAGUGUUUUAUUUUUCUAUAGAAGUGUAUUUGAAAUGUGGAUGAGUGCAGUGUUUCUCGGGACGCUCCGGGAGAAAUGGCCUUUGUACUAAAAACAAACAAACAAACAAACAAACAAAAUGGCAAAUUCGUGACUGUUGAUUUCUUUGCUCGUGUGAGAAGUAACUCAAAUAUUUUCCCCCCGAAAGUGCUCUUGACCUCGUGGACCACAGCAUUUCAUACGCCCUGAGCAUGACCGCAAGCAUUUGCACACGUGUUUGUAUGUGAGUGGAUUCUAUAGAAUCUUUGCAUCUUAUGCCUUCGCACGAUCAUUUUAUUGUGUAUUGUAAAUAGACACGUUUUUGUUGAA
Messenger RNA from Silurus meridionalis, 3352 nucleotides. RefSeq names its product ring finger protein 150b (gene rnf150b). NCBI's taxonomy places the organism in Eukaryota, Metazoa, Chordata, Actinopteri, Siluriformes, Siluridae. The transcript has 7 exons. The record is from RefSeq and is a predicted model, not a curated record. The coding region runs from base 135 to 1442 and encodes 435 amino acids.